Molecule: messenger RNA, 540 nt
Organism: Dentiscutata erythropus
Lineage: Eukaryota; Fungi; Glomeromycota; Glomeromycetes; Diversisporales; Gigasporaceae
Source: the annotation of a GenBank genome assembly
AUGUCUGAUCGUUCCAAAGUUAGUAAUGUUCAAAAUCGCGACAGCCUAAAUUCAACUAAUUUACAUGUUAUAGAAGAAAUGCUUUCUUCAAAUAACUCAACUAGUGAAUCCACUUCGUCAAUUAUGAACUUGAUUUUCGUAUCGUUUGUAUCGUCUGUUGGAGAAUUACGUGCUUAUCCAAAUGAAAAUAAACCAGACAUGGGUUUCAUGGAUGUCUUGGAAGAAUAUAUUCAUCGUGAUAGUGGUUUAAAAUCUAUUGAAAUGCACAAGAUUGUGUACUGGGAUUAUUCUUAUUUAACUCAAUCCAUAGUUUCAAUUAUUCGUGAUCAAGGUUACCAACACGAAAUCCGUAUCACAUAUCUACAACGUAAUCAAUUUAUUGUCCGAAGCAACGCUGGUGUCUUAAGACUCUUGCCAAAUGCGAGAUUGAACGAUUCGCGAGAUCUUCUGAUAUUCAAGGUUGCGAGUCGAGUUCAUGAAGUCAAUGUUGGAGCAUAUACGACUUGCGAGGUCGUCUUACAUUCAAGAGAACAUAACUGA